Molecule: messenger RNA, 3145 nt
Organism: Aaosphaeria arxii CBS 175.79
Lineage: Eukaryota; Fungi; Ascomycota; Dothideomycetes; Pleosporales
Product: PalH-domain-containing protein
Exons: 3
Coding region: 386-2761 (791 amino acids)
Biological process (GO): cellular response to pH
Cellular component (GO): plasma membrane
Source: RefSeq, a predicted model, not a curated record
AAUGCCCAUUCACUCCCAUCACUGGCCACUUACGCCCAUCACUCUCUCCCUCCCACACCAGAUCAAACCCCCUCCCCCCUUCCAUCCCUCACACUCAACUGGAACGGAACUGGCUCACACUGGCUCCCACUGGCUAAACACUCGGCAUUUCCUCAAGACCUGCCAAGUCAAGCUUGUCUCUCCUCAUCACGUCGCCGCAAUCCUUACUGCAAUUCUUCAAGACCGCAUCGCAGACCAUCACCGAACCUCCCUCGUCGACUGCAUACCGCACCCUUACCUCUACCCUGCCACCCUCUUUGUCUUCCUCUUCGUUAUGUCGUGAGAUGGUAUGGACCAAAACCUCGCCCCUUCCGCCGCCGCUGCUGGACCAGUAUAGUCACCGAGUAUGGAGGCUCGGGCGACUCCCCUCCCAACUCGCGCCAGCGAGUUCCACGACUGUACCCCUCUGCAACUGCCCUCGGGCGGCCUCGUAGAGAUCGCUCCUGACUACACAAUCACCCUCACACAGAUCGCGACAUUCGUCCCGUCAUGCCACUCCGGGAAUCCUCACGAUGUGGAGGCCCUCCCUGGGGUCAACUCCAUGGCUGAUAUCAAGGAACCUUUCCAUGCCUCUAUCAUGCCACAAGCCUAUGCCACCGGUGCUGCAACUGUCGUCGCGUGGAUGCUCGUAAUUAUGCUAAUCAUUACACCACGCACAUUCUUCGUCGGCGGAGCGUCGAGCAGGUCGGGUCUAUUGGGAAGACGCGGGAUGAUUAGUGGGGCAACAGGAGGAGGAUCGAUCAUAGGCGUUGGAACCCGACCAUGGCUACAGAAGGUCGCUGCGCUGACCGUUGCCGUCUCCCUGACCCUCGCCACGGCCGACACGUUCAAAAUCGGCCAGCGCCAGUACGAGGACGGUUUCAUGGACGCCAUGAAGUUGAGAGAUCAGGUCGUAUCCGGCAUGGAGAUCAAAGUCUCACGCGUCAUUUCCGACAUAUUCCUUUGGCUCGCCCAGGUCCAAACCUUGAUUCGUCUCUUCCCGCGCCACAAAGAGAAGGUCAUUAUUAAAUGGGUCGGAUUCGCCUUGAUUUUGCUCGAUAUCACUUUCACAUCUCUCAACAGUUUCGGUCCUUAUAACGACAACCGCCGCCCUCGCCAUUUUGAAACCGCCAUUCCCGCAUUGAGUUAUCUGUUCCAGUUAUCCCUUAGCAUGCUUUACGCCGCAUGGGUUCUCUAUUACGCCAUCACCAAGCGAAGAUAUGCUUUCUAUCAUUCCAUGAUGUGGAAUAUGAGCGUAGUCGCUCUUGUCUCUAUCAUCGCUAUUCUUACUCCCGUCGUCUUCUUCAUUACCGAUAUUUCGGAUUACACCAUUGCCGGAUGGGGUGAUUACUUCCGUUGGGUGGGAGCCGCUGCUGCUAGUGUUAUUGUUUGGGAAUGGGUGGAACGCAUAGAAGCGUUAGAAAGAGAAGAAAGGAAGGACGGAAUUUUAGGAAGAGAGAUUUAUGAUGGGGACGAGAUGUUGGACGACACACCUUCACAAGAGGCCGCCUGGCCGAGAUCGAAACACUUAUCCGACGACACCAAAAAGCCCAAGGAUGGAGGAAGCGGUGGAGGCGCAUUCACCUCAGGCGCUCUCGGCCACGGCUUGAGCAACAUAGCCCAUCGAUUUGGGCGAUCUAAACAAGAACAAGUACGAGAGUCGACAAAAGCUCGACGCACAAUCCACAUACCCGCACCCCAACCGGCACACCGCCGAUCAAAUUCUGCUCAUCGAUCACCACGAAACUCACGAGCCUUUGAGGAGAUACAAGGCCCUCCACCAGCCGUGGCCUCGCCAGUCAGUAGAACAGAUACCACCAGUGCAGAUAGCACGGUGUACACGAUACGAUACCACCCUAUCAGUGUCUCACCACCAAAUCACGUAGACCCGGCCUCACAGAACCGAUUGAGGCGGACCUUCUCGGACAGAGGCACGGAGCUGCUACACAACUCGACGUCUUCGAGCGAAGACCCUGAGAAGGCCAUCGAAGUCACAGAGGAGAACGACCUGGCCCAAGCAAAGAGCAAGUGGAAUUGGUACAACCCCUUCAACCGGAGAGGGCGCUCUCCACCACCGGAAGUGCUUGCUGGCCGUGUAAUUGAACCACUCAGUGUCGAGGAUGUUACGGCAAAUGUGCCACCUCGGAACUACACUGGACUCGCACUGAAGGACCGCCUGGGUACAUUUGCAGCCCAGCAGGGUGAGCGGUUCAGAACGAAGAAGAAUGCUGGCCAACAAAGCGAACAGAACCUCCCUGUCACAAUCAUCCCAGCCCAACCACGUGGGCGCACCUGGUCGCCAGAGAUAUUGAACCAGCAACGGGAUGCACAAGGAGAGCAGCAGACUGAACAGGAAACCGAGGUGUCAGCAUCGACUGGCAUGCAAUUCGAUCACACUCCACCUCGCUCCGUACCGCCUGUUAACGAUGGAACCCUGGGCCGGCCAAUGCCUUCUGGAUCUGCCAGUCAUGACAACACAGAAGCUGGCUUUGACGAGUCUGCUUCAUCCUCAGAGCGAGCCUCUCAUGUUCGCUUCACACCGGAUUCCUUUCAACGACCAGGCGAACGCCAGCCAAGUGGCACCGCAAGCAGGAUACCGUCUCGGACGCCAUCAUCAGUAGGCUUUGGCCCUGAGUUACGGCAAACCCCUCCUCACUCUACACCGUCGCCGUACAAUCGCCAACCUCCUGCAUCUGGCAACUUAAACAGCAUACAACAAACACCGACAAAUCAUGACAGGUAGUGGCAAAGGCACCACCAGUCAUUUCAUUUGUUGUUAAUCUUAAAAUUCAUGACGGCGCAUCUUUGGCGGGUAGAUACCACUCACACGACGCGGAAAGCAUUUGGCAUUGGAAUCGAUUUUGGAACUGCAUAUCAGGCGCAUGUAUUGAAGCAACUUUUAUUUCUUUGAAUUGGAUUGGAAAUCGGAUUUACUUGGAGAAUAGGGUGUUGGAAUCGGUAACAAGGAUACCCAGUAAGCUACGAGACUUCUCGUCUUGAAGCAUAUCAUCUAGUUUGAUGGAGCGCUACACGUUUGAAGAUGCACAACAAUUGCAAUCUCAGCACUGUCAACUUGAGAGCAAUGAAGUAAGAAGUGACCGUAGACUAUUAAUAGUCAAUAAAAAGC